Dunckerocampus dactyliophorus (ringed pipefish) is the source of this 2593-nucleotide messenger RNA. RefSeq names its product methyl-CpG binding domain protein 4 (gene mbd4). Gene Ontology annotation, biological process: DNA repair. The record is from RefSeq and is a predicted model, not a curated record. Gene Ontology annotation, cellular component: nucleus. The coding region runs from base 683 to 1990 and encodes 435 amino acids. The transcript has 8 exons. Lineage: Eukaryota; Metazoa; Chordata; Actinopteri; Syngnathiformes; Syngnathidae. Gene Ontology annotation, molecular function: pyrimidine-specific mismatch base pair DNA N-glycosylase activity; DNA binding.
UCCAUACAAGAACGGCUCUCAUUUCUUGACAGGUUAAAAUUAUAUGUUUUUUAAUCAACAGGUUGUUUUGCCUGAUCAGGUUCUCAUCUUGGUGCCUCUUGUCAUAGCUCGCUGUGACCGCGCAGACUCGGAUUGGACUUCCUGCUUGCGACGUUAAAGCUAACUUUGCUAGCAGUGAGAUGUUAAGCGGGCUAAUAGUUCGUCGACCAAAAUCAAAGGAUUCAACACUGCAGUUGGUUGUUUAAGUAGAAUGUGUCGCUGCCUUGAGUUGUAUUUUUUGUAAAGUAAUGUUUGUCAUGUCAAUUUGCUGCAUUCUACUGUAGACUUCCCGCCCCCAUGCGUUGAUAGCGACGUAUGACAGUUAAGCGCCAUUUCCUGCUUAGGAGUGCGCAUGUGUAGACAGCACUACGUUUUCCGGUUUAUGAAACCAAUACGAAAACACGCACGCAUGAGUCUUCACCAUUUGACCGAAACACUUGAAAUACUGAGGCUGACAAGUGAGGAGACAGAAGUAUUUGAAUGGCUGCUGAUGUAAACAUGAGAGACCAGUUGAACCAUAUCCACACACCUCACCCUGGACAGGCGUAAUCGCCAUUUCACAGUUCACAAGCUGCUUUAUAGCCUUUUGUUUCCAAAUGUAUCCCAUCAAUCGUGAUAUUCUGAUUGACACCACUCCAAACAGAUGGAUACAAGUGAGUCCUGCCACGCGUCUAAAAUACCUCCCGGUUGGAUCAGAGAGGUCAGGCAGCGACAAACAGGCAAGACAACAGGCAGGCUGGAUGUUUAUGUCAUGAGCCCCCAAGGCCAGAGAUUCCGAUCACGAGCUUCUCUGAAGGCAUUUCUUGUGAAAAACGGUGAAGACAUCGAUAUCAAUCCCUUUGAUUUCACAACAACCAAAAGCGAUGUCACCUCUGUGCAUUUUCUUCCCUUUCGAGAGGAACAGAGAAGAAAGAAAAAAUACACAACAGGUGGACAGAAGGAAACAACACACAUACUGGAUCCACUUCCAGAUACAUUUCAAGGAGCAACCUCCUCCCACAGAAGCAUGUGUGCGGAGCUUGUUGAUGGUGACACUGUGAAGGAAGGUCCUACAGAAGCACGACAUGAGUGCAAUGACACAAAUGACAAGAGUCUGCAGACAGACUGGAGCCAAGCUGAACCUGCGCCGGUGCAUGACGAUGUCACACUGCAGAAGAAGCCUUUGAGGGUGGGGUUGCUGAGAGCGAAGCUUCUCAGACUGGAUCCUCUUGGGGCGCCACAAGAAGUAGAGACAUUUAAACCAUCUCUGACUGUUGAGCCUCCCACUGCAGAUGAAGAUGGGGCAGGUGAAGAUGAAGUGCAGAUUGAUACAGUUGAUAACGGACUCAAUCCUGAACCGGAGGGUGACAGUUAUCAAGUGGUGGAAGAGAAGGUGUCACUAUCUGCUGAAAACUGCACACCAGUGCAAAAUUCCAGGAAUAAGUCCAAAAGUUUAGAAGACAAACGGAAAACAAGCCCUUAUUUCAGCAGGAAACCUUUUGCAGAAGGUCUCAGUCCUCCUCGCAGGAAGGCCUUCAAGAAGUGGACCCCUCCUCGUUCUCCUUUCAACCUUGUACAGGAAACCCUCUUCCAUGACCCAUGGAAGCUACUGGUGGCCACCAUUUUUCUGAACAAGACUAGUGGUAAAAUGGCCAUUCCUGUUCUUUGGCAAUUCUUUGAGCGUUACCCAUCUGCAGAGGUAGCCCGGCAGGCCGACUGGAAGGCCAUGUCUGAACUCCUGAAGCCACUUGGUCUGUUUGAGGUGCGGGCCAAAAUAAUCAUCAGGUUCUCAGAUGAAUAUCUAACCAAACAAUGGCGAUACCCCAUUGAGUUGCAUGGCAUUGGGAAGUACGGCAAUGAUUCCUACAGGAUCUUCUGUGUGGAAGAAUGGAGACAGGUGACCCCUGAAGAUCACAAGUUGAACAAAUAUCAUGCCUGGCUUUGGGAGAACCAUGAGACACUUGGAAUUUGAAGACUGCAUGAAGAGGUUUUGCGGACUUUCGCUGCUUAUUGUGUAUUACACUGAGGUUUUAGCCUGACUUUAACAUUAUCUCAUGAAUGUAAAAUGUAAUAAAACAAAUUCUUACAGUGUCUUCAUUAUCUUAAGAUGCUUGAACUUUUGCAGAUUCAUUCAUUUAUAGAGGAAAGUUUGUGUUCAGUGCAGAAGAGCACAUCUAAUUUGGCGCCAUGUGAGGGCCAGUGUACUGUGUGUUUUACACUGGCCCUUUCCAGUAUAUUGCAAUACUCAGAGUAACUUUUAGUUUGUUAAGAAGUUUAAGAGCAAUGUACAACAUCGAGAAGGGACUUUAAAUUGUUUUAGAGACAAAAUAUACGGUGGGGGAAACAAGUAUUUGAUUCACUUACAAAGAUAUUAACCGUCAGAGCUUUUAUAGUAGGUUAUUGGACUAGAGAGAGACAGAAUGUUAAAAUAAGAAGAAGUAACAAUAAACUAUGACUAGACUAUGAAUUAAUUUGUAUUUGAUUGAGGGAAAUACUACAGUGGUACCUCGGUUAACGUCCGACCCGGUUAGGGCGUUUUUCGGUUAACAAUCAAACUUUUUUGGUUGAAAUCUCG